Molecule: messenger RNA, 1152 nt
Organism: Aphis gossypii (cotton aphid)
Lineage: Eukaryota; Metazoa; Arthropoda; Insecta; Hemiptera; Aphididae
Product: E3 SUMO-protein ligase ZBED1-like
Exons: 3
Coding region: 1-1152 (383 amino acids)
Molecular function (GO): DNA binding
Source: RefSeq, a predicted model, not a curated record
AUGAGUGAAGCUUGGAAAGCAUUUAAAAAACAAGAAAAUGGUGUAAGGGUAAUAUGUUUAUUAUGCAAUAAAUCAUAUUCAAACCCUGGUUCAAAUACUACAAAUCUGUGGAACCAUUUAAAGGGAAAACAUAAAUCCAAGUACAUUGAACUAGACCGAAUUCGAAGAGGAGUAACUAGUUCCAAUGAUUUUGAUGAUGCAAAUGAAGACAAUGAUUUGACCACAACACCGUCUUUUUCAAAUUCAGAUUCCUCAAAUUCAUUUUCAUGUUUUACACAACAAUCAACGAGUAGUUCUAAUAUAAUUCAAGAAACAAGUUGUCUUAAACAAAUAAAAAUGAGUCAAUUUACUAUUAACAAAGCCACAAAAAUUAAGAUGGACAAUGCUUUAGCAUAUUUUAUUGCGACUAGUAUGAUGCCCUAUAGCUUAGUAGAAAAAGAAGGGUUCCAAACAUUUGUAAGAGCUUUAAAUCCAAGUUAUAAAUUGCCUUCUAGAAAGACGUUAACUGAAUCUAGAAUACCUGAAUUAUAUUCAGAAACGCGUACUAAUGUUGGGAAUAUCAUAAAAAAUGUUGAUUUUUUAUCGUUAACGACGGAUUGUUGGACAUCUACUUCUAAUCAACCAUUCAUUGCACUUACAUGUCAUUUUAUAAAUUCAAGUUCAGGUUUAAGUUCUGCUUGCUUGGGUUGUGUUGAAUUAUCGGAAGAUCAUACGGAUGAUAAUAUUGCAGAUAUUCUCCAUAUGUUACUUCUAGACUAUGAAAUUUCAGAAUGGAAAAUAUGCUCUAUGACAACAGACCACGGUGCUAACAUGAUAAAAGCCGUUAAAAAUAUGAAUAUACCACACGUCGACUGUUAUGGUCAUUCUCUUAAUAUAGCAGUAUCGCGGAUUUUGAAAAUGGAAGAAGUGAUGAAUGUGGUUCAUAAAGUUAAAAACAUCUAUAAUAUAUUUGCCCAUAGCUGGAAAUCUGUACGUGAAAUGGGAAAAAUCCAAGAAAAAUUUGGUUUACCACAGAAGAAAUUUCCGUCAUUUUCUAAAACGCGUUGGUGGUCUAUAUUAGAGUUAAUAAAUACUAUAAUUGAACAGGAACUUGGCCUCACUAGUUUUCUUCGAGGAUAUAAGAAUGGACCAGGACAGUUAAAGAACAGCUAA